Messenger RNA from Silurus meridionalis, 5080 nucleotides. It is a transcript of the gene ptk7b, whose product is annotated as protein tyrosine kinase 7b. Gene Ontology annotation, biological process: protein phosphorylation; homophilic cell-cell adhesion; synapse organization. Gene Ontology annotation, cellular component: plasma membrane; neuronal cell body; axon. Bases 321 to 3563 code for a protein of 1080 amino acids. NCBI's taxonomy places the organism in Eukaryota, Metazoa, Chordata, Actinopteri, Siluriformes, Siluridae. The transcript has 20 exons. The record is from RefSeq and is a predicted model, not a curated record. Gene Ontology annotation, molecular function: protein kinase activity; ATP binding; axon guidance receptor activity.
AGAGAGAGAGAGAGAUGUGCGGUACAGCGGGAUUACUGUAGGAUCUCACCGGACUGGAGUCAAACCCCAACACCAAGGACACUCACGCUAACGGUCCUGACACGCGCGCGCACUCGUGAGUGAGUGUGUGUAUGUGUGUAUGUGUGUGUUCCUGUGACUGUACACUAACUCUCAUGCUGUGUGUUCCGGGAGCUCUGUUUGAGGUGAACACUCUGAAAGGUGUAUUCGGUUUCAGUCUCGUAAACCGAGAUCACAUCGGUUCCUUCUUCAGGGUUUGACGCUUUACCUGUUUGCUUUCUCCGAGUGGAUCGGAACCGGACAUGGACACAUCGGACACAUCGGACACACCGGCACGUCUUGAACCCCAACCCAGCAGCUCCACAUCCACAAGCUUUAGGAAUAUGAGAAGAAGGACUCUUUUCCCUCUCCGGAUCAACAGUUUUGUCGCUUUCUUUGCUAUCUUCUGCACGGAAGUGCUGUGUGUGCAGUCUUUACCUCUGCACUUCUCCAAAGAGCCCCAGUCCCAGGAUGCGCUGCACGGUCGCAGUGCCAUGUUGCGCUGUGAGGUCAGUGAAACGAUUGGCGUGAAAUACUCGUGGCUGCAGGACGGUGAUCCAGUGCACGACUCGGAGCGACGCUUUAUGGAGAACGGAAACCUCAAAUUUUCUGCGGUGGAUCGCCACCUUGACACAGGCAACUUCCAAUGUGUGGCCACAAGCUUGACCUCUGGAGAGGUGGCCACAUCCACCAAUGCCUCCUUCAACAUCAAGUGGCUUGACAGCGGCCCGGUGACUCUGAAAGAACCUGCCUCUCUGCUGGAGAUAGAUGAUGCUGAACAAAUCAUAUUACAAUGCCAGAUUGAUGGACACCCCAGGCCAAACACGAAGUGGUAUAAAAAUGGAGUAUUUCUAGCAGUUAAGGAGAAGGUUCUCACUCUGAAAAAACCUGCCCCUGGAGAUUCAGGCAUAUACAGCUGCUGUGCCCGCAACGGAGCCGGCCAAAUCUGCAGCAACUCCAACAUCACACUCAAUAUUAAAGAUAGGACGAUUCCUCGUGUGCUGGUGGCUCCAGAGGAUCAGGUGGUGCUCAGGAACGAAGAAGCCAUGUUUCAUUGUCAGUUCUCUGGCAAACCGCAACCUGUUGUAAAUUGGUUACAUGAGACAGAGCCUGUAACCAACAAGUCACGGGUUACAUUGUAUGAUAAUGGGACUCUUCACAUCAGUCAGGUGAAGCCUCGGAAUACAGGCCGCUACACUUGCGUGGCUCAAUAUGGAACUAUUCAUCAGGUGCAAGUGCAAGCCACUCUGCAUAUUGCAGAGAUUGAAGAUAUGAACCCCAGGGUGUUAAGGUUCUUCUCUGCUAACAACAAUGAGCAGCUAAUCUGCACUCCUCCACAUGGUUACCCCAAGCCGGUGGUUUGGUGGGAGAAAGAUGGUGUUCGAGUGCCCAGCGAGGGCCGGGUAUAUCAACAGGAUGGAGAUCUGAUCUUUAGUCCCACUGCAGUUGGAGACUCAGGAACUUACGUAUGCAUAGCACAGAAUAAGGCUGGUCAGAGGCGACAGGAGGCCAGCAUCACCAUCGCAGGGCCUCCGGAAUGGGUCUCCAAACCCCAAGACACUGAAAUGGAGGAGGGGCAGCCUGGGUACCUGCACUGCUAUGUCCAGGCCACGCCUCCUGCAGAGGUCAUCUGGUACCGCAACAUGCAAGAGAUCAGUGAGGAGAAUUCUCAGUUUAAACUUUUUCCAAAUGGGACUUUGAGGAUAAACAACGUGGAGGUAUAUGACGGACUGGUCUAUCAAUGCAUUUGCAAGACUGCGGGUGGUACCCUAAGGGGGCAGGCCAAGGUCUACGUUCUAGAGAAGCUGAAGUUCACCCCUGCUCCCCAGUCUCCACAGUGUCUGCAGCUGGAUAAAGAGGCCAGUGUUCAGUGCUCCGCUACAGGCAGACAGACUCCUACUAUACUCUGGACCAAAGCAGAUGGAAGUUCUGUCCCUGCUCAUAUAAAGCAAUUCAAUGGCACUCUUCAGUUUGAGAAAGUGACACGGAAUGAUGCGGGGAACUACUCCUGUAUAGCCAGUAACCAUCCACAGGGAGAGAUCAGAGCCCAUGUCUCACUUACUGUAGGAGUGUAUACAGAGUUUAAGGUGGAACCGGAGUUCACUACAGUGUAUCAGGGUCACACGGCAGCACUGCACUGCCAGGCUACUGGAGAGCCCCAGCCUUACAUUCAGUGGAUGGUCAAAGACAAAGCGCUGUCUACCAGCACCAGCAGAUUUAAAGAGAUGCCCAAUGGUUCUUUGAUCAUCAGCGACGUCACUACUGCUGACACGGGAAAGUACACUUGUAUAGCUGGCAACAGCUGUGGCAUCAGACAUCGAGUUGUACAGCUCUACGUCGUAGAGAAGCCAAACAAUAAUCGCGACAGUGACGAGGGGAAAACGCCAUAUAAGAUGAUUCAAACCAUCGGUCUGUCUGUGGGGGCAGCUGUUGCCUACAUCAUCGCCGUGCUCGGCCUCAUGUUUUACUGCAAGAAGAGACGCAAUGCUAAAAGACUGCAGAAGGGACUGGAUGGGGAAGAGCCGGAGAUGGAGUGUCUUAAUGGAGGAGCUAUGCAGCACAAUGGCCAAACUACAGCAGAGAUCCAGGAAGAAGUGGCUCUUACUAAUCUAGAGACAGUGUCUAGAGCUGAAAAAUGCCAAAGCAACACAGACAAGUUCCACUUUCCCAGGGCAGACUUACAGAUCAUCACUACAUUAGGCGAAGGGGAGUUUGGUGAGGUGUUCUUAGCCAAAGCACAGGGGAUUGAGGAAGGUGAAGAACAGACUGUGGUUCUGGUGAAGAGUCUGCUGAGCAGAGACGAGCUGUCGCAGUCUGAGUUCAGGCGGCAGGUCGACAUGUUUGGAAAAAUGAAUCACAGCAGCAUUGUGCGCCUGCUCGGCCUCUGCAAUGACACAGAACCUCAUUACAUGAUCCUGGAGUAUAUAGACCUGGGUGAUCUCAAACAGUUCUUGAGGAUUUCGAAAAGCAAAGAUGAGAAACUCAAACCGCAACCUAUCAGUACCAAAACCAAAGUAUCCUUCUGUGCCCAGGUGGCUGCUGGGAUGGAGCAUUUGUCCAACCAUCGUUUUGUCCAUAAGGACCUGGCAGCCCGGAACUGCCUAAUUAGUGGAGAGAGACAAGUCAAGAUUUCUGCACUUGGCCUGAGCAAGGAUGUCUACAACAGUGAGUAUUACCACUACAGGCAGAGUUUGAUCCCUUUGCGCUGGCUACCUGCAGAGUCAGUCUUUGAAAAUGACUUUUCCACCAAAUCUGAUGUGUGGGCUUUUGGUGUGCUGAUGUGGGAAGUGUUCAGCCAUGGUGAGCUGCCAUACUCCUCACUGAGUCAUGAGGAUGUACUCGAAGGCCUGCAAGCCGGCACACUGAAGCUUUCUGCUCCUGAAACCUGUCCUUCUAAAGUCUACAAACUGAUGAUUCAGUGCUGGGCUCCCAGUCUUAAAGAGCGCCCAUCUUUCAGUGAGUUAACCCAGGCUCUGGGAGACAUUCCAUUGGACAGUAAAGUGUGAGGACUACAUCUGCUCCUCCUUCCACCUGAAGUUUUGGAGCAAAGCCUUUCCAGUUCUGCUCUGCAACAAUCACAAACUUGCUCAGACUGGGUCCCACUCAUUUCAGGGAGCAAGCGUGCAUUAAUGACAAACAGGGGCGUUGAUAUCAGGGCAAUGUGUCUGUGUGUGUGUGUGUGUGUGUGUGUGUGUGUGUGUGUGUGUGUGUGUGUGUGUGUGUGUGUGUAAAAGAGAGUAUGACAACCCUGGAGACUUCUAUCUGCCUUAAACAUGGCUUCAUAUCACAUGCUUUUGACUAUUCAAUUUCAAUCGCCUGUUUAUGCUUUUAAUCUUCAGCUCUGCCUCUUUUCUACCCUGAGAUCUCCUUCUUUAUUUCUGGAGCCUCAGACAAUCUUUAAGGGGUACGAUCUUUAAAUUUGAUCUUUCACCUCUGUUGGCGCAGGACAAUCCACCCCCAAUUGGGGCAAAACCCACAAUGUGGCUCCUAAAUAUGCUGGACUCUGCAUUCGAUGCUCAGCUAAUGAACUUGAAGUUGUUGUGCGUAUAGUUGCGUGUCAGAAUGUAUGUGUUUUUGUGCGUGCUUUUUUUUUUUUUAGUUUUGCAAAGUGGAUUGGUGUCCAAGUCAAAAAGAGCAACGUUUGGAAGAGAGAUUGCCUGUUAAGGCUUUAUGCUCCAGAAUAAACGAAUACUUCUAGUAUUUGGUUUGUACACAUGAAAGUGCAAGGAGAGUCGGAGAUAUUUAAUUACAAUUGUACUUUUUUAAUUUUUUUAUACUUGCCUUUUUUACCUUGUGGUGCUCAUAUGAAACCAUAAUAUUUUGAUGGAGGAAACUUGCAAUACAUCUUAUUGCCUACAAGCCUAAAGCCAUGAUGAACUAUGUAUUCAAGAUUUCUGCAUAGCGAUAUUUAUAACCACCUCACUGUAUUAUUGCUUGGCAAAGCUCCUGUUACGUUCAUUAAUACCAACACCAUGCACUAAUUUCACCUAAAUACCUGUUUUAUAUAUUAUGUUUUUCUUUUUUUCUUUUUCAUUGUAGAAGGAUGUAUGUGAGCCUUUAUUUAUGAUGAAGGUUCUGUGUUUUUUUUUUAUGUUUUAAUGAAUGGUACUCCAAAUGGUACUCUUUUAUAAGAUUAUAUACUCCACUCAUUCUAACAUCUAUUUUGCAGUUAGAAAAGUAUUGUAGGGCAGCUGAGAGUUUCAGUGGUCACCAUCAAAUUUACGGGCCACAAGUGCCUAAGACAUGAAGGAUUUUUUUACAACUUAGUUUUCAGUUUAUUUUAUAAUACAGUUGCUUUGUUUUAUUUUUUAUGAAUUGUUUCAUAUCUAAUCUUUUCAUAUGAUAUAUUGAUUAUUUUCUGUUGGUUUGGUUGUUUAUUUCUCUGAAUAAACACAUGGUCCUUGCCUUUUAAUUUUUUUUUUUAUUACAUACUAAGCACUCAGUGUUUUGUUAGUCUACUUUAGCAAAGGUCAAAAUAAUCACAUUGUAUGCUGCUUACAUUAAACAUUCACAUUUGUAAUAA